Molecule: messenger RNA, 4837 nt
Organism: Macrobrachium nipponense
Lineage: Eukaryota; Metazoa; Arthropoda; Malacostraca; Decapoda; Palaemonidae
Product: facilitated trehalose transporter Tret1-like
Exons: 4
Coding region: 212-1894 (560 amino acids)
Biological process (GO): transmembrane transport
Cellular component (GO): membrane
Molecular function (GO): transmembrane transporter activity
Source: RefSeq, a predicted model, not a curated record
CUCGUUUUCUUCAGUAUUUUCCCGAACUGCGCGCGCGGUAGUUGGUGCUAAAGUAUCGGGAGGUUCUGUCUAGACUGUGCGCACGAGAUGUAGUACUCAAGAACAUUCAUUCAAGUUGGAGGUCAGUGUCACUGACAGUUAUUGUGUGAAUUCAAUCAAUUUCAAGUAAAAGCCAGAACGAAGAAGACACCAUCAAAAGCACUUCUUCAAAAUGGCUCCUACCGUCGGCGACAGAACGGACCUCAACACAAAUUCUAUGGGACUCGUCAACCAGGCCUUUACGGACGAUGACGGCCAUCUAAGGCGGGAGCGUUCCCAGCCAGACACGCCCAGUCACAACAAUUUGGCUUUCCCCGACGAAAACGGCGGUAAAUCCGUUGUCCUUGCGGAAGUCGUUGACGCGGGAGAUCUUUCACCAAAGGACGUUGUUUACGGCCAAGCCGGAAAUGAACCCGAACAAGACAAACCGGUUAUUCGGACGCAGAUUGUAGGGGCACUGACUGCUGCCAUGACUCACGUUAUCAUCGGAGCCAUAGUGGCCCUGCCAUCAGUGACCCUAUCACAGCUGACGGAUGUAAACUCCGGAGACUUAUUCCUCGACACCAACCAAGUGGGACUUUACAGCAGUAUAGUGCACAUUGGAGCAAUAAUAGGCUCCUUACUAGCCGGAGGAAUGAAUCUUCGUCUGGGGCAAAGGGUCACUCUUCUGAUAACACUGCCUGUGCUUCUUUUGCUGUGGAUUGCAUUGGCUUUCUCUACAAAAGUCUGGCUGCUGCUGGUUAUUAGAGCAGUUCUUGGGGCAGGCCAAGGAUUUAUAGGAGCAGCAUCCAACAAUUAUGUGAUUGAGAUAGCACACAGUGAUAUCCGCGGGAGACUGAGUGGAAUGACAGAUACAUGCAGGCAGCUAGGAUUCCUCCUGGUAUACGUUAUUGGAACAUUCGGUCUAACUUGGCGGCAAAUAUCUAUUGCAUGUGGUAUAAUAACCACGGUCCCUCCUUUUAUUGGAUUGUGCCUACUUCCAAACUCACCUCGAUGGCUGGUGACGAGAGGUAGAACUGAAGAGGCUCAAGAAGCACUAGCCUUUUACCGGGGUUCCUCUUAUAAUGUAAAAAGAGAGCUCACAAAUAUAGUUGAACAGCUUGAAAAGACAAAUUCUUCACAGAUGGGCAUUGUAGAGCAACUAAAACAGAUGUGUGCACCAGAAGUUUAUCCUCGUUUUAUUCUUUUGACAUUUUUGAUGUUUGCUGUUCAUUUCAGUGGUAAUAUUGCCAUUGCUACUUUUGUUGUGCCCAUUUUCCAAGCCGCUGGUACAGAUAUGGAUCCAUACACCUGUGCAGUGCUAAUUGGCUCAGUUAGAGUAGCUGCUAUUAUUACAUUUUUGAUGUUUAUUGACAGUGUGGGUCAUAAACCUAUCUUCAUCAUCUCAAACAUCGUUUGUGCAUCAUGUUUAUUCAUCCUGGGAGUUUUCUUCUUCUUACAAAACAAUGGCUACGAGGUAUCAUCCUUUUCGUGGGUUCCACUUGCAUCCUUAUUUGUAUAUACUCCAUUUGUGUGUGCCAUCCAGGCCAUGGCCAGUCUACUCCGGGGUGAGGUAUUACCCACACCACUCCGAGCUCUGGGGGUUUCUUAUCUGUACGUUGUGUUUUUUAUGGGCACAUUUGCAUCAACUCAAGCUUUUCCAGAGAUGAUAAAAACUACUGGAGAACAGGGUAUCUUCUGGGUGUUUGCUGCAUCUUGUAUUAUAAUGGUCGCUGUUGUGGCAUUUGCACUGCCAGAAACCAAAGGACUUUCUCUGGAGGAAAUCGACGAAUUGUUCAGAAAUCGGAGCAAGGCAAAUAGGACAAAGUCUGAAGGCAAGGUGGAAAAUUUUCAUACGAAAGUUCCUUCUGCUUGAAAAAACAAGAAACAUUUUCACGAGAAAUUUCGUCAAACUAAAAACAAUAAGAUGAUCGCAUCACAAUAAGAUUAAUAUGAUUUUAGCAAUCUGAUAAGUAGUGAGUGUAGUGAAAAUGGAAUAACCUGUAAAAGUAACUGGGAUAAUUCUGUGUUUCGUGUUAAGUGUUAUUUAGUUUUAUUACAAUUUCUACUCCAUACAUGGGACUGUGUUAAUGUUAUUCUUUCCCUGGUGGGUACAACUAUGUCUGUACAGUCAAGUACAAUAUGAUAAAGAAAGGGAGGAGUAAACCAUCUGGAAAGGAUAGCGUGCAAAGAUUAAAGCGAGGGAAUCCAUGCUUGGACACGAGCGGCAAUUGAUCUCACUUUCGUGGAAAAUAAACCAGACAGUCAAUUACCAGCGCCAAAAAUUUGUCUGCUGCUGUUCAGCUUUAAUUUUUGAUGUCUUACGAUUUUGCUUACUAUAACAAAAUGGCUAGGAGGACGUCUUACUUUAGACAAUCCAAUGACUGGUUUGAAAAACAAUUCCUGUACUAUAAUCAAGUAUAGAAGUUUAGUCAGAAUACAUCAGAUGUAUCAGCUACCAUAUCAAAGACAUUUAGUACCUUAAAUUCAUGUCAUUACUGGAUAAGUAAGCAAUAUAAACUUUAUGAGCUGAAUAAAGUACCAAUGGAUGCAACUAAUAACAGAAGGACAAAGGUUAGAUGAUGUUUUGGUAGAUGACGUUGGUAAGAUACAUUUAGGUUUGGUUAAGGUAGGCAAGACUAACUUGGUAAGUACGCCACAUGGCGUGUAAGUUUUAAAUGCAACUUAGUCUUUGAUUACCCACUACUGUAUUUCUGUUCCCCUGAAAUUUGAUCGUCUUGUUAUUCUUCAUGUAUAUUAUAUGCUAAACAUAACAGAUGGUAAUUUUACGUUAGUUAUUAUGAUUUAUGACGAUUCCAGAACAAAAUUAAAUAAUGGCCAGUGCCAUUAUCAUCCAACUAACCUUCGCCACUGACUUAAAUACAAAGCACGCUAUGCAAGAAGCCACAGAAUUCAUGUUGAAUGCGUACAGUGUCUAGUGUAUAAUUUACAUUCAGAGAAACAUCGUAAGUAGUAUUUUGCUAUUAUAAUUGAUAUAUAUCAUCUCACAUGAUGCAGGUUUUUGUUUUGCUUUACUUUCCUUCUCCACUUUUGCCUUCAGUUCUCGAUAUGUGAGCUGGGACCGCUAGCGACAUCACUUGAUCCCCAGUACAUGUGAUUCUGGCCCACAUUUAAACUUUCAAUCCUUUUGUGACAUUCUUUAGUCUCUAAUCGAAAUAAAAGUUUGUUGUUAAUAAAAAUAUCUUCCUAUUUGCUGACUGUCUGUGGUAACUGGCAACGUGGAGCGUCUCAAAGCUACAGAAUAUUCUAAAGAGCUUAAGGGAUAUUCCUAGCCCGGUGAUUAAGGAAUCAUAUUAGUCCUCUUAGUAUGCGCAUGAAAAUGAUUGUGAACAACAAUUAUUGUAAACAAAAAUGAAUUUAUUGUUCUCCGUUCACGGAGAUUACUGGAAGACCGAAGGGCAGAAUUAAUUCGAUAUAACAAUAAAGUGUCGUCUACUAUGAGGGUAUUCAGCACUUAAAAAAAGGAGAGAUUCUCGCACUUCAAUUGAUGCGGUUAUAUAACAAUAGAACACGCAAUGCACACGAACACAGAAAAAUGAAACAUUUCAGAUCUUUUGAUUGCUUUUUUCUUACAUUUGUGCUGCCUCAUGUGUUGUUAGGCGUCGGUCUUGAAUGGAUACAUCACUUCCUGCUGGAAACCGCUCAAAAAAAAAAUUUUCAGCGCUGAUUAUUAAUUUAUUAGAUUCUUAGUUUAUGUAUACAAUUACGAGCUUGAAACGUUUAAUUCUUUAUUUUUGGAUAAACUUUAUAUGAAAUCAACCUCAUCAUCGUCAAAAAUCUAUGUUGUUGUUAGAUUAUUAAAGAAUGUAGAUUUUAAAUAAGUGCGCUAAAUACCCAGUUCCUAAACUUUCUCACAUUAGAGGGAGAGAAAGUAACCAUACCAUCGAUUUCAACCACGGUGUUCCGGUCCCAAUCGAAAGCAAGAAGUUUCUGUAGGACCCCACGGAGCGAUAAAAAAAAUCUUUUCUUGGCGUGUAUAUACCGUACAUCUUUCCAUUAUGAUUACUUUCAUUACUUACCAAUCACCUACAAUUAAAAUUAAAAACAUACAUACUGCAUGCUCCUUAUCAGACACUGGGUUUAAUGUUAUCAGUUCAAUAAAGAGCAUUCCCUCUUAUCGGUAUAACAAUUCUUUACUCAGUAUUUUAUAUUUUACGCUUCAUUAAAAAAUUGAAUACAGCGUUGCUGUUUUUUUUUUAUUAGAAUAUCGCUAUUAAUCAUACGGAUUGCACUAUAUAUGAAGAUGGCAUGAAUGCAUUUAUUUUUGUUUUUAUAAAUGUAUGAAACUUUUUGAAAAUGUUAACUUUGGAUUACUAUGUAAGUAUCUGCCUUGAAGGAAACUGGAGUUUGAAUUUAAAAAAAGGAGGACGAUUACUAGCACAUAACAUAAAAAAGAAACAAUUAUGGUAAUGUCAUGACGAAAGAAAGCCGUAAACGUUUCAUGGUUGUUGUCGGAGAAACUGAAAAACAAAGAAAAAGGAGAAAUGUCUUCCAUAACCUCUUUAAUAAGGGCUCUUAUACGCGAUACGUGGGCAAUUGUAUGGUUUUGGCGAUCAGUGUCGAGGUAUGCAUAAGGCUCAUGUUUCGAUAAACUACAUUACUCGCAGACUUGUUAUCAACUGAAUAAAGGUACCUGUCACUUGGUUAAAAAAAAAAAAAAAAGUAAAUAAAUAAAUAAAUUAGUGCAAGAUAUUGCCUUGCUCGACGAGUUAUCUGUCUACCUUAGUCCUUACAUGAUUAAUUUUUUUUUAUUUUUUUUUUUAUUUUACACUAUAAAAAUAAAUAUAUUUAUUUUGUC